AAUCUUUGAGUCAUGGAAGAGAAUUCGCAUUUUUCCCAUAAAAUUUACAAAAAUGAUCCUUUAUUAUUUAAGAGUUACGUUGGUAAAGAAGUGAACAUUUCAACUGAAGAUAAUAACACGAUUUCUGGUAUUGUUUAUACGGUUGAUCCAGUAUCAGAAAGUAUUGUACUUCUACAAGGCUGCCAACAAAAUAAUUUAAAAAUUGUAUUUGGCCAUGCGAUAAAAAAUAUAGAGAUCUCUCCAAACCAAUUAUGUGAAUUACCACAAUUGUUUAUGAACGCGCCAACAAAUAUUCUUCGAUCAACAGUAGAGAAGCGAAAAAGUGCUGUAAUAAAAUUAUUGCAAGAAAAUAGAUUCCCCGUAAAAGAACAGAACGAUAUUUUAACAAUAGAAAAUGUACUUUCAAUAAAACCACCGUAUGAACCCGCCGAUUGCAUUUGCGAUAAUAGCAUUAUCUUGGGAAGAAUUCAAAAUCUUCUUUCCCGUAUACAAAUUUGAUGUACCGACGUUUUCUAACAAUAUUCUACUUCUUCUUUAAUUAAUUAAUGAAAUAAUAGUAUUAUAUUAAUAAGAACAAUACAAAUUGUAUUUAAAAAAUUGCUUUAUUUUUUUUAAUUUGAAUUAUAUUUCUUUUUUUACCAUAAAAUAUUUUAUUUUUCGCACGUAUCAUAUCAUCUAAAAUAAAGUUUCGCUUAAUAUACAUAAAUCAAUCGCAGAUGAAAGUGUUUCAUUUACAAUUGAAUUCAAUUUUAAUAUAGAUACAUAAUAUUAAUUUCAUUUCUUCCGUUGCUUUAAAUGUAUACCAUUAAGUUGCAUUCUUUUCAAUUUAAAUAUAAAACAUAGUUUUAAAUAUAAAUUAGAUCGAAACGACAAUUUCUUAGAAAUUAUUUGCAAUUAUGGUAAAACGAAAUAUAUGUUGUUGCUUUUUAAAAAGUAUAUAAUUCAGUUAAUGCUCUAAAUACAAAAAUGAUAUUAAAAAGUUUGUGCAGCUAUUCUCAUAAUGUGCAAUUCUUUACAAAAUCAAAUACUUAGUCAUAAGAUAUUAUAUCAUUCUAAAAAUAAAAAAAAAUAUAUGAAAUUAUCACUUCUGAAAACGUGCGCCUUUUGCAGAAAAUAAAGUAUAAAAUGCUUUAUUUUCUUUUUUGGACAUGACGCUCGCCUUAAAAGAAGAAAUGCAGACUGGAAAUAAAGCUAUAAAACUAUUUAAAACGUUAUUAAAAAAAAUAAAUUUUUAAUCGUAGUAUCGUAGUAUAAAUUUGUAUAAUAUUUAA
Molecule: messenger RNA, 1271 nt
Organism: Bombus terrestris (buff-tailed bumblebee)
Lineage: Eukaryota; Metazoa; Arthropoda; Insecta; Hymenoptera; Apidae
Product: gem-associated protein 6
Exons: 2
Coding region: 13-498 (161 amino acids)
Biological process (GO): spliceosomal complex assembly; spliceosomal snRNP assembly
Cellular component (GO): SMN complex; nucleus
Source: RefSeq, a predicted model, not a curated record